UUAGUCAUUUGUUUCGAUUAUCUCAGCAAGGCCAAUUUUCUUCUACGAAAAUCUCUAAUUUUUAGCUUUAUUUAAUUACCUAUCUGUGAAUUUAUUGUUUGGGGAAAAGAAACUGAUCAUUCUAAGUGAUACCGUUAAGGAAUUUAAUCUGUACGAUCAAGAAAAGAAGCAAAAAUCACAAAAGAAAAAUUCUCUCAAAAAGGCUCUCUCCAGAGACUUCUUCCACAAAAUGGAUUCGCAGCACAAAUCAAUUCUCAUUCUAAACCACGACUGUCUUCUGAGUAUUUUUUCUUACCUCGAUAUUCGCGAAGUGAUUACAAUGGAGGAGGUUUGUACGAAGUUUCGUACUAUUGCUGAAAUGUCUUACCCAUCUUUCCGGGAGUUGAACUACGACGAACUCGCUGAGGCGGAGGAUGAACCAAUUCCACUACAAUUGGCAAAGCAGAUUGCUAAGCGCGUUGGACCCUACGCUCGCGUCUUGGUUGUGUCUAAAUCAUCAUUCCGUAUGAAAGGCAAUGCAAUUCCUCUGUCCGUUUUGAAUUACUUCACUAACUUGGAGGGCAUUCAGUUUACUGAAUUUGACAUUCUCACCAGGCCAUCCCUUAAAAGGUUUACCGAAAUUUUCAAGACAAUUCAGCAUGUAAGUUUGGAGAGAUGCAACUACACCGAUAGCAUUGGAAUGUGCUUCACCAACGCCACACAACUUGAAUUCCUUCAAUUGAACGGAAACAAGAAUCUUACCGGCGUGUGCCUUCAGAGCCUGAGGGGGCUGACGAAGCUGAAGCAUGUUGAUUUGAGUGAAUGUGCUUCACUGGAACCCGGAUACUUUGCUGAAUUCUGCAGGAAUAAUCCACAACUUCAAUCACUCAGCAUCGUCGGUUGCGAUACACUCAAUGAGUCAUCUUUGAGCACGAUUGCAACCAUCGUACUUAACGUGAAUGCUCUGGGGAUCUCCGACCACUACCACGGAGCCAAUGAUUCCAGCUUUGAAAAACUUGCAAAUCUGCCAAAACUCACCAAGAUUGACGUGAAGUACAGCUUCCCGAGAGAUUACGAUAAUUUGCGUUUGUUCUGGGCUAAAAUGCAUCAUCGCUUGGAAUGGAUAAUGAUCAUUAGUCAUCUCAAGGUGUUCCGAAAGGACUUCUACGAGAGCACCCUGAAGGAGCUGCGAUACUUCACGAAACUUGAGGCAUUGAAGCUGUAUCACAUGAACAAUUGCAACGAUUCAACAUUGGCUACACUCUCCUGCAACAACACACUGAAGAAGCUCUGUGUUGUUGAUUGCUGCAGCGUCUCUCCACGUGGCUUGAGGGAAUUUAUCAUGAAAUGUCCAUCAUUGGAUUACAUCAACUUGUCACAAAACCCUCAAUAUGGAGAUGAAUUCCUUAUUGAUCUCGAAAUUCAUCUCAAGGAUCGUCCGGGUCUCCUCGAGCUUUGUGUUAAUGAUACACCAAUUCACGAAUACAUCAAGAGCGACAGCAAGAGGGCUUUCAUUGCACAGUUCUAUUUUAACAAUAAGGGGCGGAUUGAACUUUCGUGGCAUCCACCAUCAUCGCGUGAACCACCUGUAUCCAUUGUACCCCAAGUCCUCAGAAUGUUUGAAAUGGAAUUAAAUGAAUGUAGUGUCUGUUAAAGAGAGACAAAAAGAUGAAGAAGUAACGGCAAAACGGACAAAACUAUGAAUUCCAGAAGACCACUAAACUUCCUUUUAUUACUAUUUAAUUAAUUAACUUUUCCGACUUUUCCUAUAUUUUAAUAUCAAAUCUAGAGAGCUAAACUUUUAAACUUUGUGAACAAAAAAGAAAUGUAAAUGAAUUAGAAAUAACUGAAUUUGAUUCUUUGUGGAA
This is a messenger RNA of Lutzomyia longipalpis, 1847 nucleotides long. RefSeq names its product F-box/LRR-repeat protein 2. The record is from RefSeq and is a predicted model, not a curated record. Gene Ontology annotation, cellular component: SCF ubiquitin ligase complex. Gene Ontology annotation, biological process: SCF-dependent proteasomal ubiquitin-dependent protein catabolic process. Bases 230 to 1633 code for a protein of 467 amino acids. Gene Ontology annotation, molecular function: protein binding. The transcript has 2 exons. Lineage: Eukaryota; Metazoa; Arthropoda; Insecta; Diptera; Psychodidae.